Microthlaspi erraticum is the source of this 783-nucleotide messenger RNA. The record is from the annotation of a GenBank genome assembly. Lineage: Eukaryota; Viridiplantae; Streptophyta; Magnoliopsida; Brassicales; Brassicaceae.
AUGGAUUCGUCUGAGGGAAUUUCAGCUUGUGCACAACAACAUAAGAUCGAGAUAUUGAAUAGCCACAACGAGAAGCUCGUGGGUCUGCUUCACGAAACAGGGUCAAGAGAAAUUGUGAUCUUGUGCCAUGGAUUUAAAUCGAACAAGGAAAAUACAAUCCUGAAGAAUGUGGCUGCUGCUUUGGAGAAAGAAGGAAUCAGCGCUUUCCGUUUUGAUUUCUCAGGUAACGGAGAGAGCGAAGGCAGUUUCAAUUACGGUAACUACAACUACGAAGCUGAUGAUCUACACUUUUCCAACACGAACCGUGUGGUUUCUACGAUCAUCGGAUACAGUAGAGGAGGUGACGUGGUGCUUCUCUACGCUUCCAAGUAUGGUAAUGAUUGUAAUAUCCGCAAUGUAGUCAAUAUCUCUGGACGAUAUGAUCUGAAAAAAGGGAUACGUCUUGGAGAUGGCUAUUUGGAAAGAAUUAAGCAACAUGGUUUCAUCGAUGCUAAAGAGGGCAAAUCUGUGUUCCGUGUUACCGAGGAGAGUUUAAUGGAGAGGUUAAACACGGAUAUGCGUGAAGCUUGUCUCAAGAUUGACAGAGAAUGCAAAGUCUUGACGGUUCAUGGGUCGGAAGAUAAGGUUGUACCAGUGGAAGAUGCUAAGGAGUUUGCGAAGAUCAUACCGAACCACAAGCUGGAAAUUGUGGAAGGAGCUAAUCAUGGUUACAGCAAGCAUCAGAGUCAAUUGGUUUCAAUAGUUAUGGAGUUUAUAAAGACAGUGAUGGUGAAGAGCAACUAG